CGAAAACGUAUUAUGACCUAAACCAAUUAAAAUUAAUGACUAAAAAUAAAAAGUCUUUUUUUAAUUAAUUUAAAUUUAAUUUAUGAUUUAAAAACAUCUUUAUAUACAAAAAAAAUAUGGUCAUACUCACUUACAUUAAAUUAAAUUUAAAAAAAAAAAACAGGCUUAAUAAACAUUUUUUUUAGUAGACAAAUAGUUUUACAAAACUUAAUUUUGUUUAGAAUUAGUAAAUAAGUUUAAUUAUAAAAUACGUACCUUGAAUUUUAUUUAAAUAUAGAUUUUAUUUUAAUUUUAUUCAGUCCUUUCAAAACAUUCACAGGUUAAACUUUAAAAUGGAUUUAUCAUUUAAGCACCCAUUCUGUGCCCUUGUAAGUGGUCCCACAUCUUGCGGGAAGACGGUAUUUACUUUAAAUUUUAUACAAAAUAUUAAAGAAAUGUGCAAUGUUACAUUUAAAAAUAUAAUAUGGUAUUACGAUGAAUGGCAACCUAGUUAUGAUAACAAUAAAUUAAAUAUUAAAUAUACGCAAGGCCUACCAAACAUGAGGGAUUUUACUGGGUCCGAUCCAUCUUUAAUUAUAAUAGAUGAUCUAAUGAAAGAAGCGGGUGGUGCAAUUGUGGAUAUAUUUACAAAGGGGAGUCAUCAUAGAAAUUUAAGCGUAUUUUACAUAACACAAAAUCUUUUUCAUCAAGGAAAAGGCCAGAGAGAUAUUUCAUUAAAUGCCCACUAUAUUAUUUAUUUUAAAAACCCAAGAGAUAAAGCGCAAAUUUCACAUCUAGCAAGACAAGUGUGCCCUGAAAAUUCAAGAUUUAUUCAAGAAGCAUAUUAUGAUUCAACAAGUAGACCGCAUGGGUACCUAGUGUUGGAUUUAAAACAAAACACGCCUGAAUCGCUUAGAAUUAGAACAAAUAUAUUACCCGGAGAAUAUCCUACAAUAGUGUAUGUUCCAAGGAAGGGUAAUAAACAUGACUCACUUACUGAAUAUAGUAUUAAUUCAGUAUAGUUAUAUGCCCCAUCUGUAAACAAGUCUAAACCUGUUAGAAAUAUUUUAAUAUAAAAAAGAGCAGCUUAUAAACUAAAAAACCAGUCGUGUUAAAGUCUUAGCUUAAUAAUGAAUAUUGAUUUUACCAAAAUAUUUGAUAAAUGGUCCCCAGUGUUUUGUAAUACACAAAGGUUUAAAAAGAAUUGUAAAACAAACAAGAAAAUUAAACCAAGUAGUGCUGAAGUAGACGAUGAGUACAUUAAUGUUCAAAAACGCUUAGAAUAUUUAAAAAAUAUGGCUAAUAAGGUUGAUAAAUCUUUAAAUAGAUUUCCAACAAGAUACGAAAUACUACACGAUUUUAGAAAGAGGGAGAAUAUUCAAGAUUUGCUUGAAUAUAAGCAAAAUUUGGACAAAUAUCGCAACUUGAAUAACGAAACUAAUAUUUAUGGAAAACAUUAUAAAACAUGUCCAUGGUCAAGUGAUGCUGAAGAUGGCCCCGAUACAUGCAGUUGUCAUAGUUUUUAGACUAUAUC
This is a messenger RNA of Brassicogethes aeneus, 1513 nucleotides long. NCBI's taxonomy places the organism in Eukaryota, Metazoa, Arthropoda, Insecta, Coleoptera, Nitidulidae. The record is from the annotation of a GenBank genome assembly.